Molecule: messenger RNA, 8558 nt
Organism: Xiphophorus maculatus (southern platyfish)
Lineage: Eukaryota; Metazoa; Chordata; Actinopteri; Cyprinodontiformes; Poeciliidae
Gene: ecel1
Product: endothelin converting enzyme like 1
Exons: 22
Coding region: 4866-7241 (791 amino acids)
Biological process (GO): protein processing
Cellular component (GO): plasma membrane
Molecular function (GO): metalloendopeptidase activity
Source: RefSeq, a predicted model, not a curated record
CUUUAACAAAAACUGCAGUUGUGUGUCUGUAUCUGGUGAAUUUUUGGUUAAAACAAGCUUCAUUUAGUCAGACAUUUAACUCAAGUAAGAAGCCCGAUACUUCACAAUAAAACCUCUCAAACAAAAGUAAAAUAAUACAUGUUUAAAAAUACUCCUAAAAGUACUUUUUUCCCACAAAGUUACUUAAAUAAAUAUAACCGAGUAAAUGAAGUUACCACCCAACUGUGAGGUUCUUCUUGCCCAGCCUGUUUGCCCAGGUGGGCUGCCAUGUAUUUCCAAUUAAAGAUGGCGGGUUGAACUGAAACUGGUUGCACUGGAUUUUCUCUUGAGGUAUCAGAGCAAAAAAGGAUGACUUAUCAGAUUUGUGUCUGUAAAAAGAGAAAAAGAAAAUCCAAGUAUCAUUUUCCUUCUAUUUCUCAUUUAUUCUCAACUUUCUGUUGAUCAAUUCUAAAAAAAAAAUGUAAAUUUGUGUUGAAAUGUUAGGUGCGGCACCCCUGCAGAACAAAAAGUGUUGCGUGCGUGUUUAUGCUUUGAAGUUGUGAAGGUGUGAGAAGUCAGUAAUCUGUAGGAAGUGCAGAAGCUGCUGUAGGCUGCCAGUCAUGUAGAAAAUGCUCUCAUUUGUUUAGAUUAAUUAUAGCAACAUCUCUAAGCCAUCGCCUUGCUUAUUUCCUCAAGUCAAAAGGCUUCAUGUUUGUCUGAAAGUUUCUUCUUGUGACUUUCUGCUUAGUUUACUUUCCUGUUUCUCCUCCCUUCACUUAUCCACCAAUUCUCUCCAUCCAUCUCCUUCUUUCUCAGCAUAUCUAUCCUAUCCAUGUUGCCUCUCUUUCCGGCUGUUUGAAGGAGAGCUCUUUGAGGGUCCGCUGACUUAAUUAGUGUAAUGGGGUUUUGACACUUGAGACUGAACAAGUAAAAAAGAUGUAGAAGAGGGAUGGAGAAGGGGGCAAAUGAAAGGACAUUGUUAUUAGUUUUAUACAAAACCCUUGGUUCACAAAUCUAACAAAAAACACUCAGUACUCCAUGGAGGAAUGGUUGGCUGAGACAUUUGUUGCAUUUUUUAUAAUUCCUUCAUUAGUAUGAAUGCUUAAUUGUUCUAUUUAUGUUUGCAGGAAAUAGCAACUUUUUGGGCACAUUUCCUCAGCAGUCAAGCAUUCCCAAGCCUUUCUCAGAAAAAGAAAAUCCUAAUUAUCUAAGUUUGUGAUAUUCACCUUUUUUAUGGUCUCUGUUCUUAACUGCAGAUCAAGAACUUUUCAGGGACCAUUGAGGGGAUUAACUUAGUUUGCUGGAAACAAAUUUGUCAAUUUUUCUUUUCCUAUCAGAAGGAAGCUGAAUAUUUUGACAUGCUUCUUGAACUUUUGUGUAUUUUGUCACACUGAAAGGCACAAACAUGUGUAUUUAAUUGGCAUUUUAUGUGGCAGACCAACAGAAAUUAAGACAUUACUAUAAAGUAAAAAAAAAAUGAGACAUGGUUUUCAAAAUGUUUCAGAAAUUUGAAAAGAGUGGAGUUUAUAUUUACUACUUAAGUCUCUUUGGAUCAAAGUUUGUUGUACUUCCCACACAGCUUCUGGUGAACAGCAAAUAAUACUCCAUUCAGCUUUCUUUCAACAAGGGCUUUGUUUUUACAAAUAUUACCUAAACUUUACAUUUAAAUCCACAACUUAUAUUUGCCAACUCUCCAGAUUCAUUAAGGGCCUGCUUUUGUGACUAAUAAUAUUUAGUCCCCAUUAAAGCAGAUUGAAGGUUGUGGUUGUUGUGAAAAAGGUUCCAGGGGUAUGAAUUCUUUCAGAGGUGACUGUAAAUCUAACAAGUUUAUAUUCCUCUGGAAGUCUGGUUUCUACAUGUUCAGCAGAAGAUAUUAUUUACAAAUGCUGUCCCUGGCUACACAAUUUAAAUCUGGACCUAAAAGAAAGAAAAGUAAACAAGAACAGAUGAGUAAAAGAAUGAUAUGCACAAAACAAAGAAGUCAGGAAGAAGGUAGUGGGAAAGAAGAAAAUUGAAAGCCAAGUUCUUGUCCAUCUUCGUUGGGGUUUAUUUACAUUUCAGAGAUUUUCUCUGUAUGCUGUCUGGCACAUUCAUAAGACGGAAAAUCAUGUGGCUUUUUAAAGCAAAGUUAAUGUAGUUAUUGUUUAAUUUGAAUUGAACUGAACAUAUGCAGUCCAUAUCUUUAAGCAUAUGUUUACUGCCAUAAACUGUCGGAAGUCUUAUACUAUGACUGAACUGUGCUUUAAUUCUACAAUUGGUGAAAACUCAUGCUUAGUUAUAUAUCCACAGAUCCAUUUUCUCUGACCUCAUAUCUACUACUCAUACUCAUACAACAGUAUAUUGUGGUUUUACUUUUUACUCAGUUCUUAUUGAAAUGUCUUUCAAUUAUAAUGUUGGGUCAGUAUGCUAUUUGUUUUCUAUAGUUGACAGUUUGAUACUGAUCUGUGUACUCUUACAAACUGGAAUACAUUUGUUAUCAUGUGAGAAUGAGUCUGUUGUUGUUCGGUCAACAUAUUCCCCACCUGGUUGUGCUGCUAUGUUGUGUUCGGCACCCAUAGUGGUACCACUGUGGGUGUCUUUAGAAAUAUAAGACUCAGAUCUUUGAGGACCACAAAUGUAGGCUAAGUGGGAGGAAAAUAAGAAGAAUUGAAAUAAGCAGAGACUGGUUUUUCAAGGCAUUUGUGUGUGCAGUGUUUGUAGAAAUGUUUUGCAAUAUGCAAAGACAAUUAGAAGUUAUACAGUCAUAUUUCUUUAAAACUCCACCUCUUUUGGAAGUUGAGAUCGGAUUUUAGUUUUUCUUGCACGAUCCAUGCUCCCCUCUGCAGCAGGAUGCAGGCAUGACUAGGAGUAAGGUACUCUUGCUGCUUCCAUAAGAGGGAAAAUAAUCAAAUGAACUUGAUUAAUAAACUGCAUUAUCAGUAAAUGUGACCACCUCUAAAAAUUCAGGACUUUUAGCAGUUUGCUUAUUUAUUGCUUGAAGACGUUUUACUAUGCCAAGACGGAAAGACAUUAGUAUUAACAUGAGAAAUGCAACUGUUGCCUGCCAUCAAUUUCAACCAGGGUUAAAUGGCAAUUUCCAAACAAUCUAUCAUACUGAGUGAAAGGAUGUUGAGUCAGAAGAUGAAUGUGACUUUUUUGGAGCCAUAUUCACCAGUUGACAUUAGUAGUUGGAAAAAGUAUGGAUUGGAUUUUCAGUUACUAUUCAAUGAAUCGCAUUACAUCUCAAACAAUAUUUUCAGUAUAUGUCAGACCAAAGUAAGGCUGUUGGCCCACUGUGUCCUGCACCAUUUUUGGGGAAAAACAGACAGAGCACAUCGGCGCUAAUAUACCUACUUUCAGCCCUGGUGGUGGAGGGCUGAUAAUUUUCGGAUUACAGAGUCAAUUCCUGUGUCAAAUGUAAAAUUAUCAGCAAGGCUGCAGAAGCCUGGCAGAAAAUGGAUCAUAUAACAGGACAAUGAUCCUCAAUUAAAGCUGAAAAUCUUCAAUAGCAUGGCUGGCAGAUAGUUUAUUUAUUGAGUUUAAAAAUAUAUUGUUCUGCAUAAACACUCUUUCUCUCAUAAACCUACACAGAAGUGUUGACAAAGCUUCCCAGCCUUUUAUUUCAAUUGGAAAUGGAAUAAAAGAUUAAAUAAUUUGUAUGGCUUCACAUUCCUGCCAAAAAUCUGAGGUGUGUAUUAAAUAUGUAUUAAUCAAGAACACACAGAGCUGAACGUGGCCGCCAUUACAUUCAUUAAAACAGAGAGUGAGCGGUUUAUAUGUUCCUCUGGCUUUUGGUAGGAAUGUGAUGCCAUAAAUUUCCUUAAUAUGAAUUUGUGACUUACAGAACAUAGAAAUUACUAUAUUUAUACAAUAGCUGAUUGACUGCAGCUGUAGAGUUUAUUCUGAAACAAUUGAAAGUGUCUCACUGGUCAUUGACACUGUUCAUAAACCUACGGUCAUAAAUUCCUUGUUUCCUCCCAUGAUUCAUGUUGCCACUCUGUUCACAGCUCCUCCCUUUGCUGCUGAUUAGCUCUUUGCUCUCACCUGUGCCUCUGCUUUAGUGCUGCUGAUUACUGAAUACUCUCACCUGUGCUGCUCUAAAACUCCUGCUCUACACUCACUCAGAGUAAGAUUGUUGUCAGUCAUUGAGUGGUUCUGUCCCAUGGCCUUUCUUAAGAGAAGGUUCCAUCACCCCCAGCCCUGCCUGCUCCAUGUUUGUACUACUAGUUUCACGUACCUGAAUAUUGAUUAUUGCCUCAUGGAUUUCAACUUGUUCUGCCUUCCAUGUCUACCUGUUGCUGGCCUUGAGUAUUCGACCCACCAUUGAGUUAAAGAUUACAAGCACUUGGAUCAUUCAUGUCCUCUUGAGCGCACACAGUUCCCAGCGUAGCGUGUGUCCUUCACUAUAAGGUCUUGUGGGUGAAAAAAUCCCUGGAUAUGUUGCUUACCUCCAGGGAUUCAAGACAAUCAAGGAAAAUCAGCGCAUUGCAUGGUGGGAAGAGUACAGCAGAAUGGACCCAAAGAAAAGGCUGUGCGCUGCAGCGGCCACAGAAAGCGCCGCGGAUCCUGGUGUGUGCCGAUCUCCGGAGGGUCCCGGAUAAUCCAGCUGGACCCUCAGUGGACUGGAUCUCCCUGCUUACCCGUACUAAGCAGAAGUGGGGCUUUCACAUUCCGUGCGGGGAUUUUUAAUUCACUCAGCGCAGGUGACCUGAAACUGAUUGCAAAGGAGGAGGACGGGAGAACAAAUGGAAGGAGAGCAGAGAGAAAGUGGAUAAGAAAGAGACCAGAAACAGGACCAGAAGGUUUCCUCGUGCAGAAGGGAAGUCUCUUUCAAUACAGGGCUUUGACUUAAAAAGCAGACAGUUGGCAUUACCAGAAUAAAAAAAGUUACUACCAGAUCUGUUAUAAUGGAGAAGACAUACUCCCUAACUGCCCACUACGAUGAGUUCCAGGAAAUCAAAUAUGGCGGUCGCUACAGCAGUGACAUCCUCAGCAAUGGCAUGACCCUUCACCUGGGGGGCAGCCUGGACCGCCAUGUGGUCCGAGGAAGGGGCAACACCUGGUCAAACAGCCGAAACAAAGACCUGAGCGGCAACAGCAGUAGCGGGGGCCUUCCUCGCUGGAGCAGGAGGGAGAAUUGUCUCCUGUCUGCAUUGGUCUUUGCUGCAGGCAUGUGUCUCAUCCUGGGGAGCAUGCUGGCUCUCAAAUACAUUUCACUUGAUGACGCGGACUGCAGGCAGGACUGCCAACACAAACGCUCCCUUAUGCGGGCAACUCGCUUCGUUCAGGCUAAUAUUGACAUAACCAUACAGCCUUGCCAGGACUUCUAUUCCUUUGCUUGUGGAGGCUGGCUGAGGCGCCAUGGUAUCCCCGAAGACAAGCUCAGCUAUGGCAUCAUCACAGCUAUUGGAGAGCAAAAUGAAGAGAAGCUACAGCAACUCCUUCUGGAGCCGGUUCAGAGACAUGGGCCAGACUCCGCAGAGCGGAAGGUCAAGGAGUUUUAUCGGUCCUGCAUCAACAUCAAGGACAUUGACAAACUGGGGUCAAAACCCAUGACAGAGGUGUUAGACAGCUGUGGAGGAUGGGACCUGGAGGGAGCACCUUCGGAGAAGGAGGACGCCCCCCAGAGGCCUGAUUUUAAUGAGCUGCUCUACAGGACGCAGGGGGUUUUUAGCACUGCUGUCUUCUUCUCCCUCACCGUCAAUGUGGACGAUAAAAACUCCUCCAGGAACGCUAUCAGGAUUGAUCAAGAGGGACUCACUCUGCCAGAGAGAAGCCUCUACCUCGGUCAGGAUGAGGACAGUGUGAAGAUCCUGGCAGCGUACAAAGCCCUGAUGGAGCGCCUGCUGAGCAUGCUGGGCGCUCACAAUGCCACACAGAAGUCCAAGGAGAUUAUAGAGCUGGAGACCCAACUGGCCAAUAUCACUGUGUCAGAGUACGAUGACCAAAGGAAAGACAUCAGCACAAUGUACAACCGAAUCACCCUUAGGCAGCUGCAGCGCAUCGCACCUAGCCUUCACUGGAAGCGAUUGUUGGACCGAAUUUUCCACGACAACUUCUCUGAAGACGAAGAGAUCGUGGUGCUUGCCACUGAUUACAUACAGAAAGUCUCUGACAUAAUCAAGAACACUUCAAAGAGGGUUCUGCAUAACUACAUGCUGUGGCGCAUUGUGGCCGCGCUAAGUGAGCACCUGUCCACCGCCUUCCGAAGCACCAUCCACGAGUUUUCUCGAGAGAUUGACGGCACCGAGCAGCAGCUGGAGCUGGGCCGGCUCUGCCUCACUCAAGCCAACAAGCACUUCGGCAUGGCUCUGGGGGCGUUGUUUGUCAAGAAGCACUUCUCUUUAGAGAGCAAAGUCAAGGUACAGAAGUUGGUGGAGGACAUAAAACAUGCCCUGGAUCUUCGGCUGCAGGAACUGGACUGGAUGGAUGAGGCCACCAAGGAGGCUGCCAGAGCAAAGCUGAAGCACAUGAUGGUGAUGACGGGAUACCCAGACUUCUUGCUCAAAGAUGAACUCAUUGAUCAGGAAUAUGGGUUUGAUGUGAACAAGAAGACGUACUUCAAGAAUAUCCUCAACAGCAUUAAGUUCAACAUCAAACUGUCUGUCAGGAAAAUACAUGAAGAAGUGGACAAGACAGCGUGGCUUCUGCCCCCGCAGGCUCUUAAUGCCUACUACCUCCCUAACAAGAAUCAAAUGGUUUUUCCUGCUGGCAUCCUGCAGCCCACCCUCUACAAUCCUGAGUUUCCACAAUCUCUGAACUAUGGCGGAAUAGGAGCUAUCAUUGGCCAUGAGCUGACACAUGGUUAUGAUGACUGGGGGGGCCAGUACGAUCGCUACGGCAACCUCAAACAGUGGUGGACUCAGGAGUCCUACAGAAAGUUCCAGAAAAAGGCUGAAUGCAUUGUCAAGCUCUACGAUAACUUCACUGUAUAUAACCAGAAGGUGAAUGGCCGCCUGACUUUAGGAGAGAACAUAGCUGACAUGGGAGGACUAAAAUUGUCGUACUAUGCAUAUCAAAAAUGGGUGAGGGAUAAUGGUCCAGAGAGGCCCCUCCCUAAGCUAAAAUACACCCACGAACAGCUGCUCUUCAUAGCCUUUGCACAGAACUGGUGUAUGAAGAGAAGAUCUCAGUCCAUCUAUCUGCAGCUGCUCACUGACAAGCAUGCACCAGAGCACUGCAGGGUGCUUGGCAGCGUUUCCCAGUUUGAUGAGUUUGCCCGUGUUUUCAACUGUCCCAAGGGUUCUCCGAUGAACCCUGUGGAAAAGUGCUCUGUUUGGUGACCCAGUGACCCUCAAUUUUCAAGAUCCACACAAAACUCACCGUUUCUUCAGACACAUCACAUAUUCCCAUAGUUCAUCAGGGAGGAAACAGUGUUCAGACCACUGCCUAUGGGUCCACAUCAUCAUCACCGUCAGUGACUGAGUACCACUGGUCAAACCAAGCAUGAGUCAUGUGACUGUAGCUUGUGUACAAAUAUCAUGUGAUUAUAAAUAUUUUUCUAUGUUUACAUUUAUUUUGAAAUCAUCUAUUUUUCUAUUUAGCAAAUAUCUCAUACAUUAUGUUUAGGAUUCAUAGAGUUUUGUUUCAGGUUAGGCAUUAUGUUUUCUUGUUUGUUUUUUGUAUGAAAAAGGCUUAUUUCAUAUGUAAUGAAAAAACAGUCAACUUAGAGUAAAUAUGGAUUUGUAGCAUCUUAGUGCCAGCCAAACAUUCAGGAAGUAUCCAUCUGCAGAUGCCACUCUCAGGCUCACUACCAUUUCCAGUUCAUAAAUUGUUUGCUCUCAUGCCAGGAAAUUAAACCUCAUAGUAACGUUGCUGUGGCUAAAUUCCUAUUUUUAUUAUCCUCCAGAGAAAACACGUUUACGGUACAUACACUUUGAAAAGAUGCGUAUGCGUUUUGUUCGUUUUUUUCUCACUGUGUGGUAUUAAAGCUAACUGAACUUUUUCUGUUUUAAAUCAGUUAGGAUUAACAAACUUAUUUCAAUUCGCUACAUGGAAGAUAUUAAAGAAUUUGAAGAAAUCCAGAUGAUGUCAUCCGAGUUAAAUGGAGGCAUACGUAUAAACAUACUGUUCAGGAAGGAGACAGGUUCUGUGUCCAAAAGAUGAGCGUAGUUUGGUGUAAAAUAUUUUAAAAAACCAGAAAAAAAGCAAACCUUGUAAAGAUGCUGACUGAAGCUUCUAGGAGAGUCAUUAUCUGCUGUGAAAUGAGUCCUGUACCAGCAUGAGGAGAAAGGCCCUUUAGAGAGGAAGAAUCCUCUCCAGAAGCAACUCAAAAAAAAAGAUUACAGUUUGCAAAUGCACAGAGGGACAAAGAUCUUAGUGUUUGGAAACAUGUCCUGUGACCAGUGAAACCAUCCCAACUGUGUACCACAGAGGUGGCAGCAUCAUGUUGUGUGUAUUAUGAGACAAAGGCACUUCACACAAUAGAUGGCAUUUUGUAGAAAGAACAUCAUGAGUAAAAAUCAAAGCAACAUCUCAAAACCUCAGUCUGAAAGUUAAAAUUUGGUAGCAAAUGAGUCUUUCAAAUUUACACUAUACUAUACUGACAAUUAGUUACAAAGUAAGUUAAGAACAUUAAAGUUAAAGUUUUGGAGUGGCUA